Saccostrea cuccullata (small rock oyster) is the source of this 639-nucleotide messenger RNA. RefSeq lists its product as uncharacterized. The transcript is spliced from 3 exons. Lineage: Eukaryota; Metazoa; Mollusca; Bivalvia; Ostreida; Ostreidae. The record is from RefSeq and is a predicted model, not a curated record. Bases 28 to 513 code for a protein of 161 amino acids.
UGUAAAGGAUACUUUUGGAAUGAAGAUAUGAAUAACUGCACAGAAUGCAUGAAUGGAUACACAGGUGAAAACUGCAGCUUCCCUUGUCCCUUUCCUUUGUACGGAAAGAAAUGCAGGAAGGAAUGUCGAUGCGAUAAUCUUACAUGUGAUCCAGCAUCAGGAUGUCUCCCAACUGGUCCGAUGCAGUCAACGGCUUCUAAUUCAACCCAAAGCACGGGAAUUACGAUGCCGUACAUGAAUGCACCUCAAAAAGACGACAAAGUCAAUCAAAAUCUUAAAAUUCUUAUAGGUGUAAUUGGAUCAUUUGCAUUCAUAAUGCUCUGUGUAUACGUGUAUGUAACUGUAGUCUCUAAGGAUUUGAGAUCUACAGACCCGUUGAUCACAGGGAAUCAUACUGAGGGUGAGGACAAUUCGCAUAAUAAAAAUCUGUAUGAAAAUGUCAACAUUUUCGAAAACAGAAGCCAUUCCGUUGGUUCUACAGGGAAUGUCGAGAUUAUUCUAAGGCCACAAUAACUCAACGCAGGACUCGAUACUACGAACAAUUCUAUCAACACAUAACUGUGUACGUGACGUCAAUGAGAUCAUUAGAUAAUGAGGGAUGUUGUUGGUAAAAGAUUUAAGUUUGGAAACCUCUGUAAC